Messenger RNA from Physeter macrocephalus (sperm whale), 4019 nucleotides. Its product is annotated as hexokinase-2. Gene Ontology annotation, cellular component: cytosol; mitochondrion. Gene Ontology annotation, molecular function: glucokinase activity; fructokinase activity; ATP binding. NCBI's taxonomy places the organism in Eukaryota, Metazoa, Chordata, Mammalia, Artiodactyla, Physeteridae. The coding region runs from base 128 to 2509 and encodes 793 amino acids. The transcript is spliced from 16 exons. The record is from RefSeq and is a predicted model, not a curated record. Gene Ontology annotation, biological process: glucose metabolic process; intracellular glucose homeostasis; carbohydrate phosphorylation.
AAGACCAAAUCACCAAACUCAAAACUUGCAAAAGUUUUUGAAGAUCUGUGAACCUGGGCAGUGUGGGUCCCUGGACAGAGUCUGUCUUCUGCCACAUGAACUUCCACAUGAGAGCAGUGAAUUACAAAUGCUGUUUGACCACAUUGCUGAAUGCCUGGCCAACUUCAUGGAUAAGCUACAAAUCAAAGACAAGAAGCUCCCUUUGGGUUUUACCUUCUCAUUCCCCUGUCUCCAAACAAAACUAGAUGAGAGUUUCCUGGUCUCAUGGACCAAGGGGUUCAAGUCCAGUGGUGUGGAAGGGAAAGAUGUGGUUACUCUGAUCCGGAAAGCCAUCCAGAGGAGAGGGGACUUUGAUAUUGACAUUGUGGCAGUGGUGAAUGACACAGUUGGGACCAUGAUGACCUGUGGUUAUGAUGACCAGAACUGUGAGAUUGGUCUCAUUGUGGGCACGGGCAGCAAUGCUUGCUACAUGGAAGAGAUGCGCCAUAUCGACAUGGUGGAGGGUGACGAGGGCCGUAUGUGUAUCAACAUGGAGUGGGGAGCCUUUGGGGAUGAUGGCGCGCUUGACGACAUCCGCACGGAGUUUGACCAGGAGAUCGACAUGGGCUCUCUGAACCCCGGGAAGCAACUAUUUGAGAAGAUGAUCAGUGGAAUGUACAUGGGGGAGCUGGUGAGGCUUAUCCUAGUGAAGAUGGCCAAGGAGGAGCUGCUUUUUGGGGGGAAGCUCAGCCCUGAACUCCUCGCCACGGGCCACUUUGAGACCAAAGAUGUUUCAGAUAUUGAAGGGGAGAAGGAUGGCAUCCGGAAGGCCCGUGAGAUCCUGGUGCGGCUGGGCCUGGACCCGACACAGGAGGACUGUGUGGCCACUCACCGGGUCUGCCAGAUCGUGUCCACGCGGUCAGCCAGCCUGUGUGCGGCUACACUGGCAGCUGUACUGCGGCGCAUCAAGGAGAACAAGGGCGAGGAGCGGCUGCGCUCCACCAUUGGGGUGGACGGCUCUGUCUACAAGAAGCAUCCCCAUUUUGCCAAGCGUCUUCACAAGACCGUGCGGCGCCUGGUGCCCGACUGUGACAUCCGGUUCCUCCGCUCUGAGGAUGGUAGUGGCAAGGGGGCAGCCAUGGUGACAGCAGUGGCCUACCGGCUGGCCGAUCAACACCGAGCCCGCCAGAAGACCCUGGAGCCUCUGAAGCUGAGCCGUGAGCAGCUGCUGGAGGUCAAGAGGAGGAUGAAGGUAGAAAUGGAGCGAGGUCUGAGCAAGGAGACUCACACCAUUGCCCCCGUCAAGAUGCUGCCCACCUAUGUGUGUGCCACCCCUGAUGGCACAGAGAAAGGUGACUUCCUGGCCUUGGACCUUGGGGGUACCAAUUUCCGGGUCCUGCUGGUGCGCGUGCGGAAUGGGAAGCGACGUGGAGUGGAGAUGCACAACAAGAUCUACUCUAUCCCGCGGGAGGUCAUGCAUGGCACAGGGGAUGAGCUCUUUGACCACAUCGUCCACUGCAUUGCCGACUUCCUUGAGUACAUGGGCAUGAAGGGCGUGUCCCUGCCUCUGGGUUUCACCUUCUCCUUCCCCUGCCAGCAGAACAGCCUGGACGAGAGCAUCCUCCUCAAGUGGACUAAAGGCUUCAAGGCAUCUGGCUGCGAGGGUGAGGACGUGGUUACACUGCUGAAGGAAGCCAUCCACCGGCGAGAGGAGUUUGACCUGGAUGUGGUUGCUGUGGUGAAUGAUACAGUUGGGACUAUGAUGACCUGUGGCUAUGAAGACCCUCACUGUGAAGUUGGCCUCAUUGUUGGCACGGGCAGCAAUGCCUGCUACAUGGAGGAGAUGCGGAAUGUUGAGCUGGUGGAAGGGGAAGAGGGGCGGAUGUGUGUCAACAUGGAGUGGGGGGCCUUCGGGGACAAUGGAUGCCUAGAUGACUUCCGCACAGAAUUUGAUGCAGCUGUGGAUGAACUUUCCCUCAACCCUGGCAAACAGAGGUUCGAGAAAAUGAUCAGUGGCAUGUACUUGGGCGAAAUUGUUCGUAACAUCCUCAUCGAUUUCACCAAGCAUGGGCUGCUCUUCCGUGGCCGCAUCUCAGAGCGGCUCAAGACACGGGGAAUCUUUGAAACCAAGUUCCUGUCUCAGAUUGAGAGUGACUGCCUGGCCCUGCUGCAGGUCCGUGCCAUUCUGCACCACUUAGGGCUCGAGAGCACCUGUGAUGACAGCAUCAUUGUCAAGGAGGUGUGCACUGUGGUGGCGCGGCGGGCAGCCCAGCUCUGUGGUGCAGGCAUGGCCGCCGUGGUGGACAAAAUACGAGAGAACCGUGGGCUGGACACCCUCAAAGUGACAGUGGGCGUGGACGGGACCCUCUACAAGCUACAUCCUCACUUUGCCAAAGUCAUGCAUGAGACGGUGAAGGACUUGGCUCCAAAAUGUGAUGUGUCCUUCCUGGAGUCGGAGGAUGGCAGCGGGAAGGGGGCGGCUCUCAUCACUGCUGUGGCCUGCCGCAUCCGAGAGGCUGGACAGCGGUAGAGCCCUGAGAUUGGAAGGACUUCCUCUGGUUUCCCUUCUUUCCUGCUUUAAAUUAUAAGCUGAUCCCCUUGUGUCAGAGACAGACCCCUUGGCUUUUCCUUGGCAGAGAGGAACUUAUUGGACUGGGUUUUGUCUCUGUCUACUCAUUGUAGAGUUUGGUACCCAAGGCUUAGCCCUCCUGAGAUAAAUACAAUUUGAAGUAAGGAUUUGUUCACACUUGUCACAACCAUUACCAUUGGUUCUCUUAAAAUUUGAAAAAAAAAUUUAACCUUUAGUAAUCCCCCUGGCCAAAUUCCAUGUCCCUGUAUAAUCCUACAGGGUGGGGACACUAAUGAAAAAUAUGGUUGCUUCACCUUGGAGCCUGAACAUGACAUUUCUAGGUGGAGAGCAUCCCCCAGCAUGGAAGUUGAUGCUAUUUCUCCUCUCAGAGAUCUGGGAGGUCUCCACUGACUUGAGUCUGAUUCUCCCAUAGGCAGGGAGGAGGAGCGGCAAUGGAGGGGAAACCCAUGGAUAGCCAUGUGGCAGCCCCACUUCAACCUCAUCUUUAAGCGUUUGCCUAGUGGGUUCCAGUGGAUGCUGUUCCUGGAAUCAAAGCAUCCUGAGUCUGAGCAAGCAAAACCAAAGCCAAGAGUCCAGUGAGUGGGCUUGUUGUCACAUCUCCUUGUGGGUUCACAAGUCAUCCAUAAGCAGUAGACCUUUGGGGGAGGGAAGACUUUUUGGUCUGUUUAGAAAUUUUUUCCUGCAGAAGUGGAAACACUGUAUUUUCAUUUUAAUUUAUAUUUGAAAUUUAUUUAGUUCAUGAAGUACAUCUUCUUCAUUUUGACACUGUACGUAACGAUUGGUUGUAUGUAACGUAUUUAUAUGUUAAUUUGUUAUGUCUGUAAAUACACAGGGUCUCAUUAGUAGAUCAGUGUAGUUAAAGGAUGGAAGAUGAAGAUACUGAUUGGUUACUAGAAAUACCUCAUUCAUCUGCAGGAAAAGAAGGAAAGCCUCUUUAGGGUGAGCAAAUGGCCAAGCAGCUCCUUGCCAGCUCCUCCUUUCCCUGCAGACUCAGAAACUUGGAAGGUGGCUGGGGCUAUGGAUUGAAGAAACCACACUAACUGGCUGCUCAAUCUAGGGACUUUCCUGGAGCCAUAUUACAUGAGAUGUUAACAAAAGGAAACAGGAAUCAUUUCAAAUAGACUGCUUAGAAAUCUUCAUUCCUAGGGCAGUUAUUCGUAUUUUAAACCUCUCUAACAAGAUAAAGGAAGCCACCAAAAACAUUAAAAAAAAUUGUCUAAUUGUUGAUAGCAAACCAAAACAAAACAAACCAUCAAACAAACGAAACUUCAGGGACAACACUAUUGGUGGAUUUGUGCCCUCCUAGCAAACUUCGCCUUCAGUUUAUUUUGUAAAUGUUCUAUAAGAGGUGUUGUCCACAGACUUCCUUACACUGAGCUGUUUUUACAAGAAGUGUUUAUUUCAAACUGCUUGGUGCGGGGUUGGGGGCUGGUGAGGGGAAAAAUAAAAC